AUGGAUAUCAGUGUUGGAGGAACUGGUGGUGGUGUAUGUGCUCUCACUCUCUCUGUAUGUGUCUCUCUCGAGAGGGCUCAAGAAGUUUUAGGGCAGUGCGCGGCGCUGUGGAGGUACUUCUCAGCACUGAAUAGUAAUAACAACUCCGGAAUCAUCGUCAGGAAUGUGUUUGUGAACACCAACUAUAAGCUGACCUGGAUCAAUUUCACGACCAGUGCUAAUGACACUGGCCCUGAUGGUAGCGAUGGUGGUGUGGCUCAGCUGGAAGUGUCAUUACCUCCGCAGCUGCGACACCGACAGCAACAAUCGCUUCCCACCCGUAUUAGGCUGGAAGUGGUGGGCAGUGCCGCCAGUGUCCGCAUCCGAGAUGCCGGUGCGAUGCACCAGGGCUUCUACAGUGCCUACAAAGUGCUCACUCACCCCAAUAGUAGUGACCAAUAUGUGGCCGAUCGCAAGGAUUUCUAUAUUUAUAUCAAAGGUCUGGGCGACGAAAACGACGGGUGCUCUGAGAACAGCACCUGUAUUAGCCAGCAUUGCCUGUACGGGCGAUGUGUAUGCAAUGGAGACAAACCCGUUCUCAAUGACCAUAAAUGCCACUCCGCCCAACCCAUUGGUAGCAAAUGUUUGCACUCAAGUCAGUGUCAAUGGAUCGCCGGCCCCAACGCUCACUGCAAUUACAAAGGAAAGUGUCGGUGCGCGCGGAACGCCAUUCCCAUACAAAUACCGAUUUAUGGCAAAUAUUGCAUCGAACCGAAGGUUUUCAACGAUAGCUGCAUUUACUCGGAAGAGUGUCUAUUGAUUGGCACUAAUCGGUACUGUAAUGAGCAGUUCAAGUGUCAGUGCCAUCCCGGCUAUCACUACCAUAUGGGCGUCGGGUGUAUAAAUAGGCCAUACAAUCACGUAUCACCACUACAGCCGUCCACCACUUUUAUCUGGCUAAUACUGGUAUUCACGUUCGUGGCAACUAUAUUAUGACAAUGUUUUUAAAAUGCAGCUAGCUGCUGAAUAUCAUUACAAAUUUUUAUGUAUAAAUAUAUUGUAUAUUAAUAUAUACAUGGAGUUUACUGUAUGAAUCAAAUCAUAUCACAAAUAAUGCCUUUUUUGUUAAGUUUUUUUGUCUCUCUAUUUAGUGUUUAGUUAUAAUAUAUA
This is a messenger RNA of Oppiella nova, 1149 nucleotides long. The record is from the annotation of a GenBank genome assembly. NCBI's taxonomy places the organism in Eukaryota, Metazoa, Arthropoda, Arachnida, Sarcoptiformes, Oppiidae.